Messenger RNA from Paramuricea clavata, 1120 nucleotides. NCBI's taxonomy places the organism in Eukaryota, Metazoa, Cnidaria, Anthozoa, Malacalcyonacea, Plexauridae. The record is from the annotation of a GenBank genome assembly.
AUGAGCACUACAAAUCUGCAAUCCAAGCAUAAACAAAGCGAUUCAGUGAUGGAAGAAGGUGAACAAAACGAAGCAUUGAAUUUUAUACAGCCAAGGUUAGUGUUUUUACAUGCUUCAUUGUUUAUUAUUCAAGGUAUAAACUGUUAAGAAAUGUAGUAUUUAUUAUUUUAACUUAUAAUCUGAAUUAUAUGAAAAUAAAAAACACUGUUUACAGGGACGCCGGAACUGGGGGGGGGCAGGGGGGGGGCGGCUGCCCCCCUUGCCUUUUGCUAGGGGGGGCAGGGGGGGGGCAGAAGUGCCCUUUUAGUUGUAAAAUAAUACGUGAUAAAUCACAUUUCCAACGAUGCUUUUUGUAGGAAAAUGAUGAGAUUCAGGUAAUUUAUAGUUUAUAUUUAUAAAAAUUUUGGGAAAUUUUUGGAAUUUAGAAAAAUAUUUUGAAGAAAUGGCGAAAAUUUAAGAUAUCCGGAAAAAUUUUUUGACCCCUAAAAUGGUACACUGACCGAAAUUUUUUUGGCGACGGGGGGGGGGGGUCGCCAAAAAAUUUUGCAGUGAAAAAAAAAUUUCAGUAAAGGUGCCCUUGGUGUGCGUCCGCCCCCCUUUGCCCUAUUAUCGUUCCGGCGUCCCUGACUGUUUAUAAACGCAAAUCGCGUCAUCUGAUCAACACGUGGUCAAACCGUUUGGCAGAACAUAUGUACUAGUCAACAUCAGUCGAAUUUAUGCUUAGAUUUCUACAUUUUAAUACAUUUAUGUCAAAUUGGAUAAGCUUUUGCACUGAAUGAAUUAAAAUAUUAAACAAAUACGUUUAAAUAUAUCUUAUAUAUAUGGUUAACUUUAUUAUAGUACGAGCAAGAAAGGAAAGCUAUCUGGAUUUGAGCGAAACAAGAGAUGGCGCGAGAAAAAAGGCAGUGAUUUCAAGAAAGUAGAGAGUGCCAGAGUAGAAAAAAUAAGAAAGAAUAGAAUUGCCCAAAUGUCACCAACUGAACUUAACAAAUAUAAGAUGGCAGCUUGUGAACGGAAGAGAAAAAGCCGAAUGUUGAAAAAACAGAAAGAAAUGGAAAAUGCAGGCAGUUCAUUAACAGAAACUGUGGGCAGUUCUUCAAUGCAUGCCAACGGAAACUAA